This is a messenger RNA of [Candida] anglica, 558 nucleotides long. The record is from the annotation of a GenBank genome assembly. NCBI's taxonomy places the organism in Eukaryota, Fungi, Ascomycota, Pichiomycetes, Serinales, Debaryomycetaceae.
AUGUCUCGUCCUAUUGUCAUCUCAGGCCCAUCUGGUACCGGAAAGUCCACCUUGUUGAAGAAGCUCUUUGCUGAGUACCCAGACAAGUUUGGUUUCUCUAUUUCCAACACCACUAGACAACCAAGAGCUGGUGAAGUUGAUGGAAAGGAUUAUCACUUCACUACUGUUGAAGAUUUCAAGAAGGCUAUCGAAGAAAAGAAGUUUAUUGAAUGGGCCCAAUUCUCAGGUAACUACUACGGUACUUCCGUCAAGUCUGUUGAAGACGUUGCUCAUACCGGUAAGGUUUGUCUCUUGGAUAUUGAUAUGCAAGGGGUCAAAUCAGUCAAAAACACAAACUUGAACGCUAGAUACUUGUUUUUGAGUCCUCCAUCCAUCGAAGCUUUGAGAGAAAGAUUAAGUGGUAGAGGUACUGAAACCCCUGAAUCUCUUGAAAAGAGAAUCAAUGCUGCUAGCGCUGAAAUGGAGUAUGCUAAGACUGGUGCUCACGACAGAAUCAUUGUUAAUGAUGAUUUGGAAAAGGCAUACGUUGAAUUCAAGGAAUUUAUCUUGGAAAACUAG